Trichoderma atroviride IMI 206040 is the source of this 2762-nucleotide messenger RNA. Lineage: Eukaryota; Fungi; Ascomycota; Sordariomycetes; Hypocreales; Hypocreaceae. The record is from RefSeq and is a predicted model, not a curated record.
AUGGCUCCGAAACAGGCAACUCUGGGGUAUGUGACGCCGUCGCAGCAGACGAUAGGCAAAUUCUUUGGGGUCAAGGCAGCUGCACCAGCAAGACAAACGACGCUGGCGUUUGCGACCAAGGCGGGGACCAAGGAAGCAGACAAGGCUGAAGACGAGGGCGAUGCAAGCACAAAGGAAAACUCGGAUCCAGAGAAGGAUUCCAAAAAACGCCCGCGGUCACCCAAAAAGAGGACGGAAGCAAAGCCCAAGCUAGCUGAAGAGGAAGACGAGGCUCCAGUUUCAAAAAGAGCAAGGCGAACAAGAGUCAAGAUUGAGGAUGACGAGGAUGAAGCUCCUCAGUCGUCCCCAAAGAAAGAAGAAGCUCCCAGCAGUCCCCCUGCUAAGAGAAAGAGGUCACGGAGUCCCAAGUCUAGCCCAAAGUCGAGGUCGCAGUCGCCAAAGGCAGCCAAGAUAAAAGAGGAGAUCGAGGAUGUUGCCGAGAAAGCUGCAAAGGAGGAGGAGCAAUCUUCAGAAUCAGCGUCAGAGGCUGAUAGCGAUGCGGAACCAAAACCAGCUGUUACGGCCAAAGCACGCAAAGCUCAGCAAACAAUGCUCCAAACGAAAGAAAAAGAUGCAUAUCCUGAUUGGCAGCCUGGCACCCCUGUACCAUAUGCAGCUCUUUGCAAGACCUUUUCGCUCAUUGAGCUGACGACGAAACGUUUAAUCAUCAUGGAGUAUUGUUCAAAGUUUCUGCGCCAAGUCAUGCGGCUCACCCCUGAUGAUCUCUUGCCUACCGUCCUGCUCAUGAUCAACAAGCUGGCUCCUGACUACGCCGGCAUUGAGCUCGGUAUCGGUGAAUCCCUAAUCAUGAAAGCUAUCGGCGAAACUACCGGAAGAAGCCUCCAGGUCAUCAAGGCUGACCAGAAAGAGAUUGGUGACCUCGGUCUCGUGGCUGUGAAGAGCAGAUCGACCCAGCCAACCAUGUUCAAGCCGAAAGCGCUGACAGUAAGAGGCGUUCAUCAAGGCUUGAUGAGUAUUGCGACGGUCACUGGUAACGGCGCCCAAGGUCGCAAAGUUGACGGCAUCAAGAAGCUUCUAUCUUCUUCAGAUUCUCAUUUGAAGGAGAAGGUGGAUAUCAACAAGGACAAGGGCGGCCCAAGCGAAGCAAAAUAUAUUAUCCGAUUCUUGGAAGGCAAGCUUCGACUUGGCUUGGCAGACCGGACUGUUUUGGUUUCGUUGGCUCAAGCAGUUGUAGCACAUGAAGCCGAGGUGAAGGGAAAAAUCCCCACCACUUCAGAUUUGGAAAACGGCGAGUCUAUUCUCAAGACAGUUUACAGCGAAUUACCGAGCUACGAUGUCAUUAUUCCAGCCAUGAUGGAGCACGGCAUCGCCAAUCUGAGAGAUCACUGCAAACUCCGGCCUGGCGUGCCCCUGAAGCCCAUGUUGGCCAAACCAACAAAAGCUAUUACAGAAGUCUUGGACCGGUUCGAGGGCCAAAAAUUCACGUGCGAAUACAAAUACGACGGUGAACGUGCUCAGAUUCAUUAUGUGGCCAAAGAUGCCGCUCAGGAUUUGGACGCAUCUACCCAAGGAUCGACCAAAAAAAUUGAGUCAGGUGUUGCCUGCAUUUUCUCUCGAAACUCGGAAGAUUUGUCCAAAAAGUAUCCCGACGUUCUUGAGAAGCUCAGCGCAUGGAUCAAGGAAGACACAAAGAGCUUCGUCGUCGACUGCGAGACUGUGGCAUGGGAUGUGGCCGAGAAGAAAGUAUUGCCUUUCCAGCAACUCAUGACUCGCAAGAGGAAGGAUGUAAAGGCCGAAGACAUCAAGGUCAAGGUUUGUGUUUUUGCCUUUGACCUGCUAUAUCUGAACGGAGAAGCAGUGGUGGAGAAGUCGCUUCGUGAGCGUCGCGAACUCCUCAGCACAGCAUUUGUUCCAACGGAAGGCGAGUUUCAAUUGGCAACUCACAUGAACGGCCAAGAGCUGGAUGAGAUUCAGACAUUCUUGGAUGAGAGUGUUAAGGCAUCGUGCGAGGGUCUGAUGGUGAAGAUGCUGGAUGGGACAGAAAGCGGGUACGAGCCCAGCAAGCGAAGUCGAAAUUGGCUCAAGGUUAAAAAGGACUAUCUCUCUGGCGUGGGUGACUCUCUUGACCUGGUCGUCCUGGGAGCUUACUAUGGCAAGGGCAAAAGGACAUCAGUCUAUGGUGCUUUCUUGCUUGCUUGCUACAACCCUUCUACCGAUGUGUAUGAGACGGUCUGCAACAUUGGCACUGGCUUCUCGGAGCAAGUCCUCGAAGACCUCCAUGCCCAGCUCUCCGAAAUCACAAUUGCCCGCCCCAAGCCUUUCUACUCACACUCUGCAGGCGGGCAGCAUCAACCUGAUGUGUGGUUCGAACCACGCUACGUGUGGGAGGUCAAGACGGCGGAUUUGACGCUCAGCCCUCGGUACAAGGCUGGAUGGAAAGAAGGCGUGGAUCCAGCAGGCGAGAAGGGCAUCAGUCUGCGAUUUCCCCGAUUCAUCAAGAUUCGAGACGAUAAAAAACCUAAUGAAGCAACGAGUAGCAGGCAAGUUGCGGAGAUGUACAGGAAACAGGAGAGCGUGACGAAGAAUAAGGGUCCGUCAGUGGAUGAUGACUUUGAAUAUUAAGGGGCAAAAAAAAAAAAAAUAGACGGCUUAUCUAUCUAUGGGUAUUUCUUUAUCUAUCACUACCGGGAAUGGAUGGACAAUUGGAUUUUAUCUUUAGGGACGGGCCUUUGUGUAUGAGUUAUGAGAUGCAUUGAUUGGUU